Perca flavescens (yellow perch) is the source of this 552-nucleotide messenger RNA. Its product is annotated as T-cell surface glycoprotein CD8 beta chain-like. Bases 1 to 552 code for a protein of 183 amino acids. The record is from RefSeq and is a predicted model, not a curated record. Lineage: Eukaryota; Metazoa; Chordata; Actinopteri; Perciformes; Percidae. Gene Ontology annotation, biological process: response to bacterium. The transcript has 4 exons.
AUGAAGCUCGCCUCGAUAACAGCUUUGCUCUGCACCUUCAGUUUGAUCUCUGUCUGUGUUUCUGAGUUCCACACUGUGGAGGUCCAGCCUGCUGAACAAGUCACACUGAUGUGCUCCAACUUCAGCAGCUUUACCAGGCACAUAUUCUGGUUCAGAACCAGACUGGACAGCAGACCCAACAUCAGCCGGAUCUCCUCUAUGCUGACCUCUGAUUCAAAUGCUAUAUUCUACGAUGGAUUUCAAAAUGGAAAAUUUAACAUGACAUCCAACACCACUACCCUCUUCCUCAACAUCACCCAUGUGGAUUUAGCUGACUCUGGACUGUAUUUCUGUGGACUUUACUCAGAUGGAAAGCCAGUAAUUGUUAGUGCAACAUAUCUAAAAGUUCAAGAAGCGUUUGAUGGAAUAAAGAGUCCGACCAGCGUGAUCCUCGGUGCUUUGACUGUUUUCUUCGUUCCAGUCCUCAUCAGUCUGAUUGUCAUAAUCAGGAGACUUCAUACAACUGAUAAUGAAGAACAGAAUCCACAACAGACUGAGGUGAAUUCCAUUUAA